AGUCCACACUGCCCCUGCUCGAACCUUGUUCCUGUUGCGCCCCCUGCCCUUACUGUUUGUGACUGGCGGCGGGUACACAGGUUACCGGCAGUAUGAGAAGUAUAGGGAGCGAGAGCUGGAGAGGCUGGGAUUGGAGAUUCCACCCAAAGUCGCUGGUCACUGGGAGGUUGCACUUCCCCCAGCUGGCCCUGAGACGGAGGCUGGGACAGCUGAGCUGCAUGUCCAGACCUGCCCUGAAACUGCGCUCCUGGCCCCUGACGGUCCUCUACUACCUCCUGCCCUUUGGUGCCCUCAGACCGCUCAGCCGGGUGGGAUGGAGGCCCGUGAGCAGGGUGGCGUUGUACAAGUCGGUGCCCACGCGCUUGCUGUCGAGGGCCUGGGGCCGUCUUAACCAGGUGGAGCUGCCACAUUGGCUGCGCAGGCCUGUCUACAGCCUGUACAUCUGGACCUUCGGGGUGAACAUGAAGGAGGCCGCCGUGGAGGACCUGCACCACUACCGCAACCUCAGCGAGUUCUUCCGGCGCAAGCUGAAGCCGCAGGCCCGGCCUGUCUGUGGCCUGCACAGCGUGAUCAGCCCGUCAGAUGGGAAGAUCCUCAACUUUGGGCAGGUGAAGAACUCUGAGGUGGAGCAGGUGAAGGGGGUCACCUACUCCCUGGAGUCGUUCCUGGGCCCGCGUACCUCUGUGGAGGACCUGCCCUUCCCACCAGCCGCCUCCUUCAGGAACCAGCUGGUCACCCGAGAAGGGAACGAGCUCUACCACUGCGUCAUCUACCUGGCCCCCGGGGACUACCAUUGCUUCCAUUCUCCCACAGACUGGACAGUGUCCCACCGGCGCCACUUCCCAGGCUCCCUGAUGUCUGUGAACCCCGGCAUGGCCCGCUGGAUCAAAGAGCUCUUCUGCCACAAUGAGCGGGUAGUCCUGACUGGGGAUUGGAAACACGGCUUCUUUUCACUGACAGCUGUGGGGGCCACCAACGUGGGCUCCAUCCGCAUCUACUUUGACCGGGACCUGCACACAAAUAGCCCACGGUACAGCAAGGGCUCCUACAACGACUUCAGCUUCGUGACACAUGCCAACAAGGAGGGCAUCCCCAUGCGCAAGGGUGAGCACCUGGGCGAGUUCAACCUGGGCUCCACCAUUGUGCUCAUCUUCGAGGCCCCCAAGGACUUCAACUUCAAGCUGAAACCAGGACAGAAAAUCCGCUUUGGGGAGGCUCUGGGCUCCCUCUAGAGCCUCAUUCCAGGCUGCUGAGGGACCUUUCUUAAACACAGAAAUGGGAGUCUUUUUAAGGGCUCUCAGGACCAUGGGGUCUGACCAGGCAGGACCUGGGUGACUUCUGUUCCUGCUGUCCCAGAGGUGCAGACAAGUUCAGAGCCCUGGUCGUGCCCUAGACCUUCGUCAUCCCCUCUUCCCACCUUAAAGAGAAAGUAAGUGCCAGGAUGAUCUCAAGAUUCCCUUUUGGAGACGUUUUAACCCCGAUGGUAUAAACCAGAGACCCUACCAUCUCCUGGCUGAGCACUCAGCUGGUCUUGGUUUCUGUUAAGAUGGUAAGUGGUAAUGUACCUUUUUGCUGCUCCUCCCAUUACUGCUUUUCGCCUCCACUGCCUGGGUGAGGUGCAUCCUGGCACUGACUGUGGGCCUGCCUGCCCCAGAGCAGGACCACACAGCCUUUAAUGUAACUGCUUUGUUUCCAAAUUCACCCCACCCUGCUUGUUGGGAAAAGCCACCUGUCUUCUUCACACUGGUGGUGAAUGCAUCACCCAACUCUGCCAGCAUCUUUCGAGGAUGGCGACUAAUGGCAAGGCGUUUUGCAGACCCCGAUGAGUGACCUGGAGCUGUGAAGACCAAUUACUGAACCCCCCCUGACUGGGACAGGCAGGUAGUUGUGGCCACAUUGGGGCUAGGGGAGAGCUUGUGUCCCCUCCCCAGAUCUACAUUAAAUAUGGGAAAGUUGCUGCUAUUGAUUCAAGGGCUUAUGUUGGAGGCAGAGGAACCUUGGUGUAUUGGGGUGAAGAGGCAGGGUCAGUGCCUAGAAAACCUGUCCCCCGGUAAUAGGGGAGUCAUUGAUGGUGGGGACAGGGCCAGGUUUCAUGUCUCCAGGGGACUCUGAAUUUCUCCUGCAGGAGAAGCCAUUUGAACUUUUUCAACUGUAUCAGUAGCACAGUAUUUUUGUAUGAAAAGUGGGAGACUUCUGAACAGUAAUUCAUGUAAUUGCCACAUUUUGAAAUAAAAAAAAAAAAUCA
This is a messenger RNA of Miniopterus natalensis, 2245 nucleotides long. RefSeq names its product phosphatidylserine decarboxylase (gene PISD). The record is from RefSeq and is a predicted model, not a curated record. Gene Ontology annotation, biological process: phosphatidylethanolamine biosynthetic process. Gene Ontology annotation, cellular component: mitochondrion. Gene Ontology annotation, molecular function: phosphatidylserine decarboxylase activity. Lineage: Eukaryota; Metazoa; Chordata; Mammalia; Chiroptera; Miniopteridae.